Molecule: messenger RNA, 7520 nt
Organism: Biomphalaria glabrata
Lineage: Eukaryota; Metazoa; Mollusca; Gastropoda; Planorbidae
Product: collagen alpha-2(IV) chain-like
Exons: 42
Coding region: 267-5681 (1804 amino acids)
Cellular component (GO): collagen trimer
Molecular function (GO): extracellular matrix structural constituent
Source: RefSeq, a predicted model, not a curated record
UCAUCCGCUGCCUACGCGAGGACCGGAUUGAGGGUCUUGAAGUAAAAAGGAUUUUUACUUGUUAGGCACCUGUGUUGUCAAGAAGAUUCGGUAGAAAUCUUUUUUUUUCCUCCAUGAAUGACCACAGAUUAGGGACAGUGUAAUUUUUUUUUUCUAGCACAGGACCUUAGUCCAGUGGGUGGAGGUGAUAGAAUUUUUUAUUUUUCAAGAACGGCUUCUAGAAACCUGAUAGGAAAGACGGAGGAGAAGGAAUUCCAGCACCCUCGAUGAGGUUGAAGCGUAACGGUGCCAGAGAAACUGGUGCCUCUUGUACAUUGCAUUCAAUUUGUGAUACUUCUUAUACAUUUGGACGAAAUCGCACCAUGUCAAAAUGGCUAAAGACAGCCGUAUUUGUUGUAGUUUUAUUAUUUUUGGUUAACACAGCUUCUUCGCAACGUAGUUCUCAAAAUGAAAGAGAGGAGACCCCAAGAGAAUGUGGUGGCUGCACGGUAGUCGGAGGAUGUAAAUGCAUAGGUGAAAAAGGAAGCAGGGGUGUACCUGGAUCAAUAGGCCCUUCUGGACCACAGGGCCAUACCGGCUUCGUAGGACCCGAAGGUCUACCUGGACCUAAAGGAGAAAAAGGCGAUCAUGGACCAACAGGCCCACAAGGCGAACCAGGUGAUAGGGGUAAAAUGGGUAGUCCUGGAUUUCCCGGCAUCAAUGGUGUACCUGGAUUACCUGGACCUAUUGGACCAAGAGGUUUGCCUGGACUUGAUGGUUGCAAUGGUACUCAAGGUGACCCAGGUCCAGCUGGAUUACCAGGUAUGCAAGGUUUACCAGGAAAUCCUGGAGUUUCAGGAUUUAAAGGCCAGAAAGGUGAACCAGCUGAAGGUGGUAUUGGAUUCAAAGGCCAAAAGGGUGAACCCGGAGAUGAUGGUAUUCAAGGACCUCCAGGAGAGCGUGGUCCUCCAGGACCAGAAGGACCUAAAGGUGAAAUUGGUUUGCCUGGUAGAAAUGGUUUGGAUGGUGCUAAAGGUGACAAGGGUGACAGAGGUGAAAUGGGAAUAGUGAAGCUCGGAAUGAAAGGUGAGAGAGGACCAAAAGGUGAAAAAGGUUCUAUUGGACAACCUGGCUAUAGCCCAUCAUAUGAACCUCCUUCACAACAAAUUGAAGGAAAACAAGGACCACCUGGACAAAAAGGAAAUCCUGGACCAGUGGGAGCCAGAGGACUACAAGGGCCUCAAGGUCUUAAAGGAGAAAUCGGUAGAACUGGUGCUCAAGGACUUCCUGGUAUGCUUGGUGAAAAGGGUCUCCCUGGUGAACCUGGACCUAGGGGUAAACAAGGUUAUUCAGGACCACAAGGUCUUCCAGGUCCAAAGGGUGACAGAGGCCCUGAAGGCAUUUCAGGAGUCCCAGGCAAUGUUGGUAUGAAAGGAGAAAGAGGAAGAGAUGGUUUAACUGGAGAAAAAGGUUUACCAGGCCCCGCUGGUCUACCUGGUGGUAAAGGAGGAAGUGGUGAAAUGGGACCGAAAGGCUCAAAGGGUGAAAGAGGACCAAUAGGGUUAGAAGGUCUCGAAGGUCCAGCUGGGCCAAAGGGUGAUCGGGGAGAUCAAGGUUUGCCUGGAGGCCCUGGUUUGCCUGGUCCACAAGGCAUUGAAGGAAGGGAAGGACCAAAAGGAGACAGGGGUGAUCCUGGUUUAGCUGGUCAACCUGGUAUAAAUGGUCGUCCUGGUAAUCCAGGCAUUGAUGGUGAAAAGGGUGAACCAGGUCUUAAAGGAGAACCAGGUCUUGGAUUUCCAGGUCCUGUGGGCCCACCAGGUCUGCCAGGUGAUGAUGGCAUUCCAGGUAUUAAAGGAGAUAAAGGUGUCAAAGGUCUGCCAGGAGAGCCAGGUGAUUCCAAGAAAGGUUCCCCUGGUCCAGCUGGUGACAAAGGUGACAAAGGUGCUACAGGUGUCCCUGGAUUACGAGGUGCAAAUGGACAGCCAGGCUUGAGAGGAUUUAAAGGUGAUGCUGGAGGCACUUGUAAUGCUUGUAGGCCAGGUGAAAAGGGAGCUAAAGGAGAGAGGGGUAUUGAUGGACUACCUGGACUUAAUGGUUCACCAGGUCUUCAGGGUUUUCCAGGACAGACAGGAGAAACAGGUGAUCCAGGUGAUAUGGGUUCUCCUGGCCAGCCUGGCAGUUCCGGCCCCAAAGGUGAUAAGGGAGAACCAGGCAGAGAAGGAUUGAAAGGUGAACCAGCUGAGCCAACAUUAUUCUAUGGUGAACCAGGUCCCAAAGGAGACAUUGGUUCACCUGGGUUAGCAGGAGAGCCUGGAAGAGAGGGUAAAGUAGGACCACAAGGACCCCCAGGUUCUCCUGGUAGAGGCGGACCAAAAGGAGACAAGGGCUUCAAAGGAGAUCCUGGAAUUCCUGGAAAUGAUGGAUUACCUGGCAUCCCUGGUGAAAAAGGUAAUCGUGGAGAGCCUGGCUUUGGUUUACCUGGUUUAAAUGGUGACCGUGGUGAUCCUGGUUUCAAUGGUGUGCCAGGUCUACCUGGUGACCAAGGUCCUAAAGGUGAACCUGGUCCACCUGCUACAAGCUCUAAAGGAGAAAAGGGAGAGAUGGGAAAUCCAGGCAUUCCUGGCAGGAUUGGUGAGAAAGGAGAACCGGGUUUGCCAGGUCCUAAAGGUUUAGACGGUUUUCCUGGUAACCCAGGUACACCAGGGCCUAUAGGAGAGAAAGGAGAACCUGGUCUUUCUGGUAUGCCUGGAGCUAGAGGUAUGCCUGGACCUAGAGGAAAUGAUGGCUUACCUGGUCAACCUGGAUUAAGAGGUUUGGAUGGUGUAAAGGGGGAUGCAGGAGAACCUGGACAACCUGGUUUAGAAGGUAUGACUGGAGAAAAAGGUUACCCUGGCCAAACUAUCCAAGGUCAGAAAGGUGAGAUUGGCCCAAUGGGACCACGUGGAGAAAGAGGAGAGCCCGGAGAACCUGGACUUGAUGGUCCUAGUGGUAUGCCUGGCAUACCUGGUGAGAGAGGAAGCCCUGGAAGCCCUGGCUUACCUGGACCAGAAGGCAAUCCUGGUAUCAGUGGAGAACCUGGUCCAGUUGGACCAGCUGGACCAAGAGGAGAAAAGGGAGAACGAGGAGAACCUGGAAAUAUGGGUAUGACUGGAUUAAAGGGUGAACCUGGACGUGAUGGUGUACCAGGCCCACCUGGUCUGAAAGGGUCAAGUGGUAUUCCAGGAGCAACAGGGAAACCUGGAACUCCAGGAAGUCCAGGAUCGCCAGGACUGCCAGGCAUUGCUGGUCUUGAAGGAAGGCCUGGUCAAAUAGGUGAGAAGGGAGAUAGAGGACUUCAAGGUCUAAAAGGUGAACCAGGAAACGAUGGUCUUCCUGGACUACCUGGUAGUCCUGGUUUGAAAGGUGCGCGGGGCAAUGAUGGACGUCCAGGACCUGCUGGUGAACCUGGCCGUGAUGGAGACAAAGGUGAGCCAGGUCUGCCUGGUAAUCCAGGUCUAAUGGGCUUCCCAGGAGAGAAAGGUUCCACAGGAAGUCCAGGUGUUAAAGGUGAUCCAGGCCUUCCAGGACCAAAGGGUAACCCUGGUGUACGAGGACCAAUGGGCCCUGAGGGAGUCCCUGGACUGACUGGUGAUCCUGGCAUAGGAUUACCUGGACCUCCAGGCAGAAAAGGUGAUAAAGGAACAGAUGGAUUUCGAGGAGUAGAAGGAAUGCCAGGAAAAAGUGGAGAGAAAGGUGAAAGGGGAGAAGAUGGACUUCCAGGACUUAAGGGUGAUCCAGGCCUCCCAGGACAAAAUGGUUUGCCUGGAAUUGAUGGUAAACCCGGAGAACCAGGUUUGCCUGGAGCUGAUGGACCCCCUGGACCACCUGGACUUAAAGGUGAUAGAGGUCCUCAAGGCAGAGAAGGCAUAAAAGGUUUGGAUGGUUUACCAGGACCUAAAGGUGACCCAGGAUACGAAGGCAUCAGAGGUGAAAAAGGAGAGCCAGGUUUACCUGGUAAACCAGGACUUAAUGGUCAGCCUGGUUUGAGAGGUCCACCUGGAGAAGCUGGUCAACCUGGAAUUCCAGGCAUUGAUGGAGAUAAAGGUGCCCAAGGUGAACCUGGCCAGCCUGGCCUGCCUGGGUUACAAGGAGAACCUGGUGAAGAUGGAUUACCUGGUGGCCCUGGGCCAUCUGGGUCAAAAGGAGACAGAGGACUUCCUGGAAUCGAAGGUCUCCCUGGACUUCCUGGACUGUCAUCGCAAGGAAUGAAAGGUGAACCUGGACGUAACGGCUUGGAUGGAACAGAUGGAUUAGAUGGUCCCCCAGGAGAACCAGGUAGCCGAGGUUUACCAGGAUUGCAAGGACCUAAAGGUGAACCAGGCGAUGUAGCCACCCCUGGACCAAAAGGACAAAAGGGAGAGCCUGGAAUCAAUGGACAGCCAGGUCUUAAUGGUCCCAAGGGAGAAAUAGGAGAAAGUGGCUUACCAGGGUUUGAAGGUGAAAAAGGAGAUAGAGGUUUCCCUGGUGAGGAAGGUGAACCAGGCAUGCCAGGUAUUCCAGGUGAAAUAGGAUUACAAGGACUUGAUGGAGAAAAAGGGGAGCCUGGACGUCCAGGACUUGAUGGGCAAGAUGGUUUACCUGGGUUACAGGGUCCACCAGGAGAAAAGGGAGAUCUAGGUCCAUUCGGUGAACGUGGACAAAGAGGAGAACCAGGUCCAAUGGGUGACCCUGGUGUUGAUGGUCUCCCAGGACCCAGCGGUGUCUGCACACUGACUCAAGCUCCACCUGGCCCACGGGGUCCUGCUGGUGAGAAAGGUGAUGAAGGCUUCCCAGGCCUUGACGGACUGAAGGGAGAGCGGGGUGAUAUAGGUCAGGCUGGUCAGAAGGGUGCUAAAGGAGAUUCAGGCCAACCUGGUAUUCCUGGGGAACCAGGUAUACCUGGUAAUGAUGGCUUAAACGGUCGUCCAGGAGAAAACGGUAUUCCAGGUCCUGAAGGUAUAAAAGGUAAUCGUGGUCCUCCAGGCUUAUCAGGAGCCACUCCUCCAACUGGCUACCUCAUGGUUCGUCACAGUAUGUCUGAUUUGGUUCCUAAGUGUGGCAACGAUUCCUACCCAAUGUGGGAGGGUUACAGUUUGUUGUAUAUUGAAGGCAAUGAGAGAUCACACCAUCAGGAUCUAGGCUGGGCUGGCUCUUGUCUUAGACGUUUCAGCACUAUGCCAUUCAUGUUUUGCAACAUCAACAAUGUCUGCAACUAUGCCUCCCGCAAUGACCGCACCUACUGGCUCUCCACCAACGCUCCCAUCCCAAUGAUGCCAGUUGCAGAGAAUGAGAUUCGCAGAUAUAUCAGUCGAUGUGUUGUGUGUGAUGUGCCCUCCAAUGUUAUUGCAAUCCAUAGCCAAUCGACCGUUGUACCUGAAUGUCCAAAUAGGUGGUCAAGAUUGUGGUUUGGAUACUCCUUUGCUAUGCACACAGCUGCUGGCCCUGGUGGUGGUGGCCAGUCCUUUUCAAGCCCUGGCAGCUGUCUUGAAGAUUUCCGUGCUACUCCAUUCAUUGAAUGCAAUGGCGGCCGUGGCACAUGUCACUACUUUGCCAACAAGUACAGCUUCUGGCUGACAGCAAUGGAGCCCAACUCUGAAUUCCUUACACCUGUUAGCCAGACCUUAAAGUCAGGCUAUACACGAAACCGUGUCAGUAGGUGCAGUGUUUGUAUGAAGGAUGUGUGAAAAUGAAUAUUCAGUUAUACAAUUUAUUCAAUUUUAGAAAUAUUUGUUACUGUCAAACUUAUGUGAUUAGAAUUCAUCUUCAUAUUCAUAAGUACAAAUAAUUUUGAACAAAUAGUUGUUUGUUGUUUUUUUUUUUUUUUUUUUUAACAUGUAUAUAUAUUUUUUUUAUUUAUCCUGCCAUCAUUUUUUUUUUGCAAUAGAUACAACAAUUUUUAAAUGGUUCUAUUUUUUCAUUGUUUUUAGUUAUAUUCUUUUUAAAGUCUUUUUUGUGUAUAUGUUGUCAGUAAACAAUACAAUUUAAUAGAUUUUUCAGAUUUUGCCUAAAGCUGUUUUUUUUAUAAACAAAAAACUAACGUGUUUACCUUUGAAUGUAAAAUAUCUAUUGUGCAUCUAUUACUUACUCACCCAAAUAAUCCUGGCCACUGUUUGAAAAGGAAUAAAUGAUGCAACUCAGAGAGUGCUUGGUGCUUCAUUCACUUUUUGUUGUGUGUAUAAGUGAACAGAUGUGCCUACAAUCGUGUCACUUUUUUUUUUUUCAUUGUUAAGUCAAAAUUAUUGGAACACAAGAAGGUUAUGCCAUUUAUUGCCUUAGAGGUGAAGGAGAAAAUGGCUUUGAUUUGUUUCAGUUGUCAAAACAAAAAGCCACCUGCACCCGACUUUUUUGUUUAAACUUUCAAAGAUUUCAGUAGUGGAUCUAGUCACUUGUGCAAUCUCUAUGUUUUAAUGCUCAACGUGUCACUGUUCAUCUGUGUUCAAAAAACUAGCAAGAGAAGCCUCUAAGAAAAACAAAAAAAAACACUUGAUUUUGAUGCUUCAGGAAAUAAAUACUACACAAGUUCAAUGACAGAAACGUCCAUGUCUUUUGCCAGAAAUGUGCCUUUGAAACUUUUAAUAUUUUUUCAUGAAGAAUUAAUUAUUUACACAAUCACAUUAUAAUGAGGAGGUGAAAAGAAUGUUUCUACGAGAAAUCAUUACCAAACUUCUUUGUGACAAAUUAAAAAUGUAUUUGAUGUAAUUUAUCAGAGUUUCAAUUUGCAAUCAUAUUUUAAGACAAAGAUUACAAAGAUUUGGAUGAAUAAAAAAGAGACAGAAAAAAAAACACCCAUUAAAAUAUGAGUCUUUAAACUGAGCAUUUUAGUUUUUGGCUUAUUUUUUAUUUUAUUUGGUAUCAUUCUAUAAGUUUAUUUUACAUAUUUGAAUAAUCUUCAUAACUUUCAACAUUGACUCCUUUUCCAAUGAACAAUUUGAUAAUUUAAUGACAUAUUGUCCAAUAAACUCAGAUAGUGAUGAUAAAGUUAACGAAAAAAAGUUAUCUGUGUAAUUUUGUCAAAACUAUCAUUAGCUGUCUGCUUGACCUUAACAUUUGAGAUGUGUUGCUAUGAAACUGUCUAAUCCUGUACACGCAGUCUUGUGUUUGUCCCUGUGCACACAUUUUGUGUUUGUCUGUGUGCACACAUCUUGUGUUUGUCCCUGUGCACACAUCUUGUGUUUGUCCCUGUGCACACAUCUUGUGUUUGUCCCUGUGCACACAUUUUGUGCUUUGUCUGGAACUACAUUUCAUUCAAAGAAACUUCAUUUUUCUUUAUUACUCCUGAUUUAUUCUGAUGUCAGUGUCAUAUACAUAGUCUAGAAUCUCAGCUGAGCUAAUCACUGACUGUGUAACAACUUACUAACUCUAUUAUUAAUGGAGUCACUUGUUAAACAUAGCAAUUACAAUUCAUUUUGUUUUCUUUAGAGAUUUCACAGUUAUAGCUCUCUUAAAAGAAUACAAAUUAAGCAGCAGUCCAAUCUGUUUGGUCUGUCAGAAAUAUCAUUUAAAAUAAAGUCUUUUUACAAAGA